AUCCACUUCAGCUCCAUAAGCCGCAGCCGCAGCCGCAGCAAUGUCUUCCCCGGCUCUCUCCUUUGCAUUCUUCCUCCUCCUCAUAUCCUCCUCCACGCUUCUGGUUGCGUCCAUGGACUGUAAUAAGGGCGACCGUGAAGCCCUCCUUAAGAUCAAGGAGGGCCUCGGCAACCCUCCCCAGCUCUCGACGUGGAUCCCCGCCACCAACUGCUGCGCGUGGGAUAACCUCUACUGCGACGACACCGGCCGCGUGUACAAUGUCUACAUCUACAAUGCCGAUGUCACCGCUGCACUCCCCGUGGCCUUCGGCGACCUCUCCGCCCUCCAGAGCCUCUCCCUGCAGGACAUGCCGGGGCUCACCGGCCCCAUCCCUCGCUCCUUCGCCAAACUCUCACAACUCUACCUCCUAUCGAUCUCCAACACCUCCAUCACCGGUCCCGUCCCGGACUUCCUCACGAGUACUAACCUCAGCGCCCUCACCCUCCCCAGCAACAAGCUCUCCGGACCCAUCCCACCCGCGCUGAGCCGCCUCCCUUACCUCCGCUACGUGGACCUCAGCCACAACAUGCUCUCCGGUCCGAUACCGCAGGGGCUGCUGCACGGAGAGUACCAGUUCCUGAUACUCUCCAACAACCGGCUGACGGGGGCGAUCCCCAGCUCCUACGGCAAAGGAGACGUGAACACCAUCGACCUGGGGCACAACCGGCUCACCGGCUACCCGUCGUUCCUGUUCGACAGAACGAGGCCGACGGUCAAGCUCGACCUGUCGUGGAACGAGCUGGCGUUCGACAUCACCAAGGCGGCGCUGCCAUGGCACCUGGAGUACCUGGAUCUAAGCCACAACCGGAUCAGGGGCGGGGUCCCCAAGUCUCUCAAGGACCUGUACAAGCUUCUGGUGCUCAACCUCACCUACAACGAACUCUGCGGGGAGAUCCCGACGGGGCGAGCGAUGGCAUAUCACGGCGCCGAGUGCUAUCUCCAUAACAAGUGCCUCUGCGGGACACCACUCCCACCCUGCCGCCACUGAGCUUGCUACGGUAGGCACAGUUGUUAGCAUCUUCUAUUAUCUAUCUACUUUUGGGCCAAUGACGAUGUCUGCGCGUCUUGAAAUGAGUAAGCAAACGCAUGCUUUUUUAUCUGCUAAUGAAGAAAGAAGGAGCAGCAAUUCAAGGAUGUGUGUAAGCUUAGAACCGUGUUGACCGAUGGUCAAAUACAUUCAUCAGUUACGCGUCCUUCAAUA
This is a messenger RNA of Musa acuminata subsp. malaccensis (wild Malaysian banana), 1240 nucleotides long. Its product is annotated as polygalacturonase inhibitor 1. Gene Ontology annotation, molecular function: protein binding. The record is from RefSeq and is a predicted model, not a curated record. NCBI's taxonomy places the organism in Eukaryota, Viridiplantae, Streptophyta, Magnoliopsida, Zingiberales, Musaceae.